Molecule: messenger RNA, 1719 nt
Organism: Alternaria arborescens
Lineage: Eukaryota; Fungi; Ascomycota; Dothideomycetes; Pleosporales; Pleosporaceae
Exons: 2
Coding region: 1-1719 (572 amino acids)
Source: RefSeq, a predicted model, not a curated record
AUGGCUGCCCGAUUCGUCUUUAUGGCGGUCGCUAAUGCCGCUAUUGCACGGGCACAGUUAUUUUCUGAUGACUUUUACACUACUACCACUCGUUCCGCUUCAGCAUACUGGACAUACACUUCCCGUUUCGUGGAAUCCGUGUCUGAGAGUUUGUAUACAAACUAUGAUGACAGUGUCACCACUGAUAGCUAUACCGUAACCCGCACCGUGAAGGACGAGGCCACCCCCACGAUCUCACCAUACUCGACCACUUCCGAAUAUGGCUACUACAACGAUGAUCUCCAGAUCGUGUACGCUUACUACACUACCAGUGCAGUAGCAGAGUCCGAUCUCGAGCCUGAUUAUUAUGAUUACUAUGCGACCACAACGGCGGCUUCGACGACAACUACAAUCACGAGCAUUGAUUUCAGCAUGCCGGUCACCAUGGUGGCACCCGCCUCGUGCCCUACACCAUUCACCGUAACUACUUCCGCCUCUGUGGAUAUUCCGACCCAAGUAACCGCACAAAUCUCGCCAACUUCGAUUGAGACGUACUCAAGCAGCACUACCUACGACAAUACCGUCUACGUUUGGGAGACAUGGUAUUUGUCUGAGAGCGCCGCGCCAUUCACCACAACAUCAGACUACUACUACUCAUACUACAUUGCGGAUUGCAUCACGCCUCCAGCAGCUUAUCGCACUGGUUCCUCUUCCGGCGGUGCAAGUGGUGGCAGCUUGAACAACGACGAUGAUGAUAGCUCAUACGAUUCGUGCUAUUAUUACUACUGCACCUCUCGCCUUCGCGUAUAUAUCAUCAUCAUUGCAGCUGUAAUUCCCAGUCUCUUCCUUCUUGGAUUCCUCGAAUCUUGGUUCUGGUUCCGCCGCCUCAUGCUCGGCAAGAGUGCCAUGCGAUUUGGUACAUGCUGCUGGGUACUCAUCUCACUCUGGGUGCUCUGCUUCACUCGUAUGCAAGAUCGUCGUAGUGCUGAAGAUCAGAAGCUAUUGGCUGAGAAGUGGAAGAAUAUGGGUAGUGGCGCAGCCUUCAAGGCCUGGUGGAAAUGGGGAUUUCGUCAUCGGUACCCAGAGGAGUUGUUGGGUCAGUUCAGCAAGACAACUGUUGGUAUUGUACCACCCGGCCAGCCGUUGUAUCCAGCCAUGGCGCAAACACCAGGUGCUUUCCAGCCUGCUAUGUCUGGUGGUGGUGCUCUGCAGCCCGUCCCUGGUGCUCCAGGCCAGGUCUACUACUAUGGCCCUCCACCUCCAGGCUGGGUUCAAGCACCAAACGGAGGCUUUGUGCCACCGCAAGGCUAUAUGUAUCCUCCUCCCCAGCAAGCUGGCUACUAUGGCGACAUGACCAAAGAUGGAACGGUCGUUUCACAGUCUCCUGUUUCCGCCAUGAGUCACCCGCAAUCGCAAGACCAGACGGAAAAUGCGUCGCCUAUGGCCCCGCAAGCCCCUCAGCCAACCUAUUCCGCUCCUCAGAACGCCGCGCACACGCCCACGCCAUAUGGUGCCCCACCAAAUGUAGGAACUCCGCUAGCAGGAGCUCCAAGUCCUCCACCCCAAGGCCCUCUGCCGGCAUCCCCAUCUCAAGCUGCAGGGCAGGGAGCACCGCAGAUCCCACCAGUGGUAGUGAGUGAUGCUUCAGCAGACGACUCAGCCAGACAACAGGCCACUGCACCUGCUGCAGCUAGUGCUCCCCCAAAGCACGAUCGAAAUGACAGAGAUUUGUAUGAGUAG